UUUACUGUAGUGUAUCCAGUAAACUAACGCUAGCUGACUUGGCAGGCUAUCAACUCUAAUAUACUGGUUUGUGUCUGGCCGCCGAGCGAGUUCAAGGGAAAACAAGAUGUCACGAACGCUGGUUAACCGCUAGCUCAUUUUCAAAUAAUGUGAUAGGCUGCUUUGAUAUAUAAAAAAAAUAGAAUGCUAAUGUCAAGUCGUUAGCUAGCCUGGCAGGCCCAGUAUCACACUCGUAGCAACUGUCAACGUGAAUACACAAGUAGAGCUAACAGCUAGCUAAUGUUAGCUAGGAAGAGCAAGAAUAUUCACUGAGGAUUGCUCGACUGCUAAACUUAAGGCCGAUUCUCAAUACACUGCUAACGUUAGCGAUCACUGUAACGUUAGCUCGCGCUAGCCAAUAGAGGUAUCAUAACUGGUAAUAAUCAGGCUAUCGACAUAACGUUAGCCGAUUAUGUGUGACUAAUGUUGACCAAAAAGCGACCGUGAUAAGUCUGGUUAUUUAACAUGUACUGUUCACAACGACACGGGAAUAACUAUUAGCUAUGGCUAAGUUAGCCAAGUAAGCUAGUCAGCGAAUGUUUGUUCAUUGACCAUUAGCAAACAAUGACUGUGGUGUCUCCCUGUACUCACAACCUGAUGGAUAGCACGCACCCUUACACAGUGCUUAGCAAGCUAAAUGAGCAGCGUUCACAGGGCCUUUUCUGUGAUGUUACCAUUGUGGUUGAGGAUGUAAAGUUUCGGGCCCAUAGGAACAUCCUGGCAGCCUGCAGCGGGUACUUCAGAAAUGCUCUGACAGCUCCUGAGGCCUGGAGCUCCAGCCAAGUGCUAGAGCUAAUGGACCUGAAGUCUGAAGUGUUCGCCAGUAUCCUCAACUUCAUCUACUCCUCUAAGGUGACAUCAGCUGGUGCAGAGGACACAGGGGGUCUUGUGGCAGCAGGAAAAAAAUUAGGAAUUCCUUAUUUAGAGAGACUUGCUGAGCAAGAGAGGCAGGGCUCAAGCAUGACACAAACCCUACCCGAGAUAGUUAAAACUACAGACCCCAGCAAGGCCCCAGUGCCUAAAAAAACAAAGAAGGAGGUUCUCAGGCCUGAGGAGAUGGACAUUGCCAGAGGGCCACGGAUCACCAAUGCCUUCUCUAUCACUGAAGUGUGUCCUGGGAACAACCCCUUCACCCCUCUGGUUCUACCCAACGGGGAGCGGCAGUCACCAGAUGUGGGACAGCUCCCAGCCAGCUGUCCUACCACCUCCUGUCUCACUGGGAACAGCGAAACAACACAUGCCCUCUCAGAACACUCAUAUGCUGUAACACAGGCUACCGAGCAAAACGAUAGCAAUGAGGGGGACAACAAAAAGCCCUCAACACCACAGCCAAAGCAACUGCUAUACAGGAAUGCAGGCCCACUCAAAAAGCGCCACAGGCUGAGAGGCACUUUGUGUAGAAGUAUACUUCCUACACCAGCUGCACCACACAUAGAUAUACCAAAUAAUGGCAGCCCCACAUCAGGUGAUGGUGUCACAGCAGUACCUGUACCAGUCAUGACACCACCUCCACUUGACUCAGUGGCAGAAACAGAAAAGAGAACAGACACAGUGGUACCUAUAGCUGCUGAUAAUGUUCAAAUUGAGUUAGAGCCACCCACACUUUCCCCUCACACAGAAGACAGCAUUUCAAUCUAUGGAUGCGAGUACUGUCCUGAGAUAUUCACAAAUAAAGCUCUUCUCACCAUUCACACAGAAGUACAUAAAAAGCGCUUUGUCAGUCAUUUGUUUUGCAAAUUUUGUCACAGGAAGUUCAUGCACCUCAAACGGCUACGUAACCAUGAGCAGGUCUGUCCCAAGGCCUUGAGAGUCCCACCUGAACUAGACUCAAAUGACAAAGCGGCCAAAGAAGUGGAUCUUCAUUCAGAUAACAUGCCAAACAUAGACAAUCCAGUGACACAACUACCCUCUGCUGACCUCCCCACCCCUUACACCCAAGAGCCUCUUCCAUUGGACCAAUCUGAGCCUCAGCGGACUGUGGACAGGGCAGUAAAGCCAGGUGAUGGCCAGAGGAUAUACAACUGCAGUGUAUGUAAACGGGCCUAUGUGACGCUAUCCAGUCUGAAGCGGCACGAGAAUGUGCAUUCCUGGCAGAGGGCCUAUCCCUGUCAUUACUGUAACAAGGUGUUUGCCUUGGCAGAGUAUCGUACCAAGCAUGAAAUCUGGCACACAGGUGAACGGAGGUACCAGUGCAUUUUUUGCCUGGAGACCUUCAUGACCUACUAUAUCUUAAAGAAUCAUCAGAAGUCUUUUCACGGCAUUGAUCCCAGAUUAGCUGUGAAGAAAAAAUCAGCCAAUGGUGGAUUCAAAGCCAGCGUUUAUCCCAUCAAACUCUACAGGCUACUGCCUAUGAAGUUUCGAAAGAGACAAUACAAGACAUACAGUCAGACAUAUUCAGAGGGUGUGGAAGGAGGUGAUCAAGCCCCACUAGACAGCAAUUCUCUUAUACACCCAUUUGAAGAGAACAGUAUUAUCACCAACCCUGAUACUGUUCCAUUUCCUAUGCCUGUGACAUUCAUGGCUACAACAAAGAUGGUGGCAUCAGUAACGCCUCGAAUCAGUUUUGACCAGCCAUGUGACCAAAAUAUUGACCAAAGCCUGAACACUGAAUUGGAAAGUUGUCACCAGAGAGGCUCAAGAAAAGAGGUUGAGCACAGUAGCUCACCCUUCAUUAGCUAUGAUAAUACAAAACCUUUGCAACCCAAUACAGAGUCCCCUGCACUGGGUUAUGGAGACGAUACUCAUGCCCUGGUGAACACAGAACACAUUAGUCAUAAUAUACCAUUCUUAAACUCUCUGAACACUGUGAACAAGCUAGGUGAGUUGUCAGCUGCAGCGAAAAGAGUUGAGGCUAUGACUAAGGAGAUACUUCUGUCAGGCACUGAGAGUCUAGCACAUGAUAAAGUGGUAGGUGCAAAGACUGAAACAUAUAUUGCCAAGCCUGCAUGCCCAGGUCCAUCUGUGGAUGGUGAAACAAUGCCCCUCUGCCAGAUAACAGUGAAAAUAGGCAACGAGGCCAUCAUCCGCCGCCGUAUCAAAGGCUCCAAGCUUUUCCCCAGAAAAAAAAAGAGAAUCAGGGAGUUGAGUCAGGUGGAGAGCCCAAGUCAGUGCCCUCCAACAAGAGGCAACUCAGACAGCCCCAGGCUGCGCCUCAGAGCAGAAGUCAGUUCUGCCAUAGAGUCAGAGACAUAUGAUGAUCCCAAUGACCGUGACACAGGUGAUAAACUUUGGCGUCCCUACUAUUCUUACAAAGCUAAAAAAAAGAGGAAGAAGCUCAGAUUCAAGCACAGAAAAGAUAAGCAGUACAGUUACCCUGUAACAUCUGUAAGCAGAAAUGCUACUAGUGAGGCCCACAUAGAGAGGAGAUGUCGGGUGACCGAUGAAAGUAGUAGUGGAGAGGGGAAACGUAGUCUCAGGAACAGCAGCCCAAGGGCCACGUACAACUGUGACAUCUGUGACAGCUCCUUCAUCACAGAGUCUGGUCUGAGAGCACAUGUUAUUGGCUCCCACCCAUGUUUCUGUCGGACCUGUGGUAAGCAGGGCCCCCCUGGUGAGGUACCUGCCGGUGGUGAUUACGUUUGCAACAGCUGCAUGGAAAAUGGCUCUUGCUUUGAUAAUACACCCCGGAGCCCCAGCACAGAGAAAAGGUAUCGCUGUUCCUUCUGUCCCCAGCGUUUUCUCUACCUUGCCACCAAGAGAAGCCAUGAGAAAAAACACCAGGAGACGUCUGCGAAGGGAUAUAAGUAUGACACCUACCCUCCAUGUUCUAAACAGUCAACACACCUGGGCAAAGACAUUAAACAACUGGCUAUCAAAACAGAAGAAACUGAGAAUCAAGUUAGCACUGACAUGAAAAGUGACAAGGUGGGAAGAAGACAUUUUUCCAUUGAUAAAAUUAAGCCUAAAAUUGAGGAUACAACUGACUAUGUGUCUGUGACUUCAAAGUCAUACCAGGACAUUUCGUAUUCCAGUAUCAAAAGUUCACUGUCAUCAUGCAUUGACCCAGGCUUUUCCUUGUCAACCUCAAAAGUGAAACAUAAAAUGGGUAAAAAAGGCAUCGGUGCCCAACAUUCUAUGCAUCUAACAUCAAAAAAACAAGCCCAUGACAGAGACAGAGAUAGCUACAAGGGUCUCUUGAUGAGACCAAGAACAAACAGUCACGAUGAUCAUGAGAAGCCCCCUAAUCUGUUUUGGAAAAAUGACCCUGAAACUAAAGGGACCCACAUUUUUAUGCACAAGCCAGAGAAGUGGAUGUGCAAACAGGAGCCCUUUUUUGAGGACCAUGACUGACUAUUAGGCAAGGUUAAGAGAGAAACUGAAUUGAGUAUGAGCCACUGCUUUGGUUAAGGAAGUGAAAGAGCACCUUGGGGAUCAUUUUGUCUUGAUAGCUGAGCUCAGUAAAACCUUCCCUAUGGACCCACACUGACCAUUAAGACCUAAUGCCAAGACAGAUUGUAAUUUCUUCCCUCCUAAACACGAGAGACUGAAUGAUUUUUCACAUCUCCGGAAGAUAUUUUUUGAUAUUUUAUAGCCUUCUGACACAGACUGUACUUUGUCCAUUUUCUAUGCAUAUAAGGCAGACUCAGAGAUAUGACUGUGUCCUCAAGAAAAUAUGUUACUGAAAGUUUCUUCAGAGCAGGAUGAACUCCAUGUCUCAAAAAGGAGUAAGGCUUCAGAGAGGGGGGAAGAUGUGUUAGAUAACCAAAUGGCUGCCUAGUAUGUUCCCAUCCUUACUUUUUAAAAUAUGUCUGAGGAAACCAUGUCAUGAAUUGUAAGACUGUCACAUUCCUGAGUCUCCCUUUCAGUUAACUGGGCAUGGUGAGUUGCACUUUAUAGUUAGACUAUGCUUAUAUGUUGACUAAAUACUUUGGUAAUUCAAAUAUAAUUAUAUAAUGAGCACCACUGUUAUAAUUAUAAUUUCUACCACAGGCACCAUUGAGAUUAAUGUUAAUACUUUUGAGUGUUUAAUAUGUACAAAACAUGUAAAACUAUUGAAAUAAAUGUUGUUAAUAUUCCGAAUAGUUA
Myripristis murdjan (pinecone soldierfish) is the source of this 5064-nucleotide messenger RNA. RefSeq names its product zinc finger and BTB domain containing 38 (gene zbtb38). NCBI's taxonomy places the organism in Eukaryota, Metazoa, Chordata, Actinopteri, Holocentriformes, Holocentridae. Gene Ontology annotation, biological process: regulation of transcription by RNA polymerase II. The record is from RefSeq and is a predicted model, not a curated record. Bases 604 to 4329 code for a protein of 1241 amino acids. Gene Ontology annotation, molecular function: protein binding; RNA polymerase II cis-regulatory region sequence-specific DNA binding; DNA-binding transcription factor activity, RNA polymerase II-specific. The transcript is spliced from 2 exons.